Solea senegalensis (Senegalese sole) is the source of this 1588-nucleotide messenger RNA. It is a transcript of the gene znf277, whose product is annotated as zinc finger protein 277. The coding region runs from base 30 to 1367 and encodes 445 amino acids. The transcript has 12 exons. Lineage: Eukaryota; Metazoa; Chordata; Actinopteri; Pleuronectiformes; Soleidae. The record is from RefSeq and is a predicted model, not a curated record.
AUUGGUCCGUUCGGCGCUGUUAUGGUCACAUGGAACCUAAAAUGGCCGCCGCCGACGACGGGCGCAAAGAUGGUCAGGACAGCAUCCUGGAGCCGCUGUGCUUCCCAGAGCAGCCGUCGCUCGUCGACUCUGUGACUCAGAGUCGGCGGCGCUCCUGCUCCGGGGUGCUCCUGUGUCCGUUCUGCUCCGAGUCGACUCCCCUUCCACAGACAGACGUUCUCCUCAAACACCUGCUGCAGCAGCACAAGCUGGUCAUUGCCGACGUCAAACUGGUUGCAGACCUGCCAAAAUACUUGUUGUACUGGAAAGGCAGAUUCAUGGAGCAGCCCGUCACAGACUUCUGCAGUGUCAUCAGAACCAACUCCACCGGACCGGCUGAGAAACAGGAGGACUACUUCCUCCUGUGCGACGUCCUUCCCGAGGACCGACUCCUGCGAGAAAACCUCCAGCAGAAACGACUGGAGGAGGUGCUGGAGCAGCAGCAGCAGGAGAGAGACGACGGCAGCUUCCAGCGUCUCUGCAUGUUCUGCAGCGACGAGUUCGCUGGAAACAGGUCGUCUCUGCUGAACCACAUGGCCAGAGAACAUUCGUUCAGCAUCGGGCUGCCGGACAACAUUGUCUUCUGUGACGAGUUCCUGGACACUCUGCAGGGCAAACUGGACAAUCUGCAGUGUUUGUACUGCGAGAAGACGUUUCGAGAUAAGACCACGCUGAAGGACCACAUGAGGAAGAAAGCACACAGACGCAUCAACGCCAACAACCGUGAAUACGACAGAUUCUACGUCAUCAACUACCUGGAGCUGGGGAAGACGUGGGAGGAGGUGCAGAGCGAAGACGAUCGAGAGCUGGUGGACGAGGACGAUGAUUGGUCAGACUGGCAGGCUCACCCAGUGUCUGCUGUGUGUCUCUUCUGUGAUCAUCAGUCAGAGACCAUGGAGCAGAUCUACACACACAUGAAGGCAGCUCAUGACUUUGAUCUCCACAAGCUGAGGACAGAACUCAACCUCGGGUUCUACCAGCAGGUCAAACUGGUGAACUUCAUCCGGAGGCAGAUCCACCAGAACCGUUGCUAUGGCUGCCAAGAGAAGUUCCACUGCAGAGCCGACGUGCUGCGUCACGUCGAGGCUGAAGGUCACGUGAUGAAGCUUCCACACGUGUCCACCUGGGACCAACCACAGUACUACUUCCCCACGUACGAGAACGACGCCCUCUUGUGUACGCUGUCUGACAGCGAUGGAGACGAACGAGGCGAGACGAACCACGACGAGGACGUCCCAGUGAUCGCAGAGGACAUCUCCAACCUCCGAGCGCUGAAACGGAGCAGUGUCCUCAACCAGCUGCUGAGGAACAGAAGCUCCUGCAGCUAAGACCAGGCACAAAAAACAUUAUGACUCAGCACUUUUAAGAGUCUUCAACCUUCGCCUUGUCAGCGUUUUCCGUUCAACAGUAAAGAGAAUCAUUUAUGUCAUGAAUGUUUAUUACUUAAAGUAAAUAAAUACUCUUCUAUAGUGAAUUAAAUCACACAGACUCAAACAGAAACGCUUCCUCUAAGUCUCACUGAAGUGAAUAAAAACCUGCUGCAGCUUCA